Messenger RNA from Meleagris gallopavo (turkey), 3530 nucleotides. It is a transcript of the gene VXN, whose product is annotated as vexin. Lineage: Eukaryota; Metazoa; Chordata; Aves; Galliformes; Phasianidae. Gene Ontology annotation, biological process: neurogenesis; neuron differentiation. The record is from RefSeq and is a predicted model, not a curated record.
AUGCCUUCGAAAGUCAUCUCUAUGAAUGCAGGAGAAGUCAAUUUAUCCUUAGAUCAAGGACCAAGACCGUGGUUUGCCAACACCAUGCACAAACAGUUGGUGCUAAUGCUCUGUAAAGUAGCUGGACACAGUAUGAGCCAACCAAAUGGUCGCAAAAAUCAAGCCUCCUUCGAGCCGGAAUCGAACCAGCGACCUAAGGAUUCCCGCGGGCGGCGCCUCUACAGUCCUCCGCUCUACCAGCUGAGCUAUCGAAGGGAACUGGCAGCUGUUGCCGUUCCGCCCCUCACAGCUUGGCGGGCUCGGCGAAACGCGGCCUGCAAGUCUUCAUUUCUUCAUGAUGGUUUUGCAUCUUCACCACAGGUGGUAGCGGUGUCUGACUGUCGGCCCCACCAGCCAGACAAGCUGCAGCCUCACCACAGCGACCUCUUCCAGGUGCUCUACAGAGAAGAAGAGGUGCACAGCUUGGGCCACGUGCGGGGUGGGCAGCAGGGACCCUGCAGCCCCAAGCGUGUGGGAAUAACUGAACGAGAAACAUCCAAACCUUGUAAUCACCAGUCAAAUGGAAAACCUUUGCAGCCUCCAUCAUCGCUAGCCCUCCCCAUCACAGCGAAGCCAGCUCUCACAGGAUCAACCAUGGAUGACCACCCACUUGCAGAAGACCGUAGGCAGCGCUUGAGGAAGAUGGCAGAGUAUGACCUGAACAUGACACCAGGAGCAGAAGCUUCUCUGCCACUGACAGGAGGCAGCCUGUAUGGGACGCCCAGCUUGCUGAGGAAGAUGUGGAUGAAGCACAAGAAGAAGUCAGAGUACCUGGGGGCAACAAACAGUGCCUUUGAGGCAGACUGAUAAGUCUCAACAUCACUCAAAAAGACAAAAGUUCCUUUAGCUAGGAUGAGGUGCUCAGCAUUGAUGAAGGAACAGACACAGCACAGCUCCCCACAAAAGAGAUAUCCUUUUCAUUACUUGAUGCCAUUGCCUCAGAAUGGUAGGAGAAAAGCUAAUUAAGGUAAAAAUGGUGAGUAUGAUGCAACGUCUCAGCCUUUCUUUGUUGUAACACACUAGAAUCCCAAAUAUCCCACCAGAUUCACAUCUCAACUCAGCGAUGCUGAAACUAUUGCUGACCUAUUGUAUGCAUCCUGUCUGAAGCGUCUCAGACACACAAGAGAGGCCAACCAAGAUGUUUGUGUGCUUCUGUAAGGUUGCAGUUCUCUUUUCGUUAUUGAGUGCCAUUAAGUGCCAGGGCUUUGCUCAUUGUGUACCACUUUUGUCCUCCUUGCCCCUCACAUAUCCUCUCUUUAGAGAUAUGAGAUAAAAAACACAUGAUAUGCUUGGAUCAACGACAUAUGCUAAACAUAUUUUUCCUUCAGUUUUGAUGUUUCAAGAAGUAAAAGAUGGAAAAAAUUUAAAAGAAUGGGUGAGUCAGAACUGAGUAAGUUUGCAUUUACCAAACUUAUCUACGUGGCCAGAGAUUGGUGUUUUAGUGCCCUACCUACUAUGAGAACUGAAUAACCUCAACAAAUACAUUCUUCCAUAGAACACAUAUACUAAAUCAGCAACUUACUGUCUGUGUGGUACAGAGUAUUUCUAAAAGUGCACAAAUGAUAGUAAAAAAUACAUAAAUGAUGCAACUAGGCAACUACAUGUGAAAUACGAAAUAUUUGCUUAUAGGAGAUCUUUGUUUAUACAACUGGUGGAUUUAAUAGAAUUUCAACCCCAUCCUUUUUUUUUUUUUAGAGAUUGCUGUUGUUUUUUUUUUAUUUCAAAAGAAGACCAUAUAAAAAGAUUUCACCAGUACUACAGACAAUAUUAUAUUAGUCAGGAACAAUACUUGUCCCAUAUGAAGGCUCCCCUGCAUUUAUUGCACCGGAUUUUUGUUUGCCUAAGCCUAUAGACUUUAGCAGGGAUCCACAGCCAGGGGCCACCAAACCAGAGGUGCAGCCUGGGCAGGAAGGAAAGGCUGCAAAAGCAACCAGGUGCAUUGCCUUUAUUGUGUGUGGUGGGGAGAGGUGCACAGGAAAGGUUCACAGCUUGAUAACCUAAGAAAGCAAAGUCUGCGUGACAUGAAAGCAACUGCAGCAAUCUGGUACCCAGCUUGCUUUAGAGAGCACACAUCCCCUGCAGGCAUACACUGGAAAAGGCAUUGGGACAGGCUAGAAGGCCUUGUUUAAAAACAUACUAUGCCAGCUCCAGUCUCUCAGUCUGGAGGUUGCCAAGAGGAGUGAGGAAUUAGGCUUUCAUAAAAUACAUCAGCUGCCCAUCAGACAGCACCAUGGCUAGAAGUCACACCUCCUCUCCCCUUCUUCUUACCAAAGGCAGAAGUCCUGCUCUGGCCCAGCAGCCUGACAGAGACAGCCCAGAGAGAUGAGCUCCUCUCCUGCUUCCUUGCAUUCUCCUGGGAGCGGAGCAGCACGCAGCUCCUCUUUUAACUACACUUAUCCCAUCACAGGGGUUCACCACAGCUUUACCUUGGAGCCUGACCCACUGCCCCUGUGCAAUAGUCCGGAUUGUGUAACCCUGCCAACAUCAAGUCCUCCACAGCUGAACAGAGCUGCAGCCACCCCCAAGAUUUUCCUGAAAUGUCUUUCACAAAUAUCACCAACCAUGCUGCCCCCUCCCCUGCCCCCUGGAAUCCCGUCAGCAGCCUGUAGGCAGCUACUAUUUUUAAUGUGAACAGGUAAACUGAGUAAAUUCAGUGGGACUAUUCACUUGCACAGCACUAUAGACACUCAAGGAGUAAGGAAGAUGGUAAUAACUGGUCUCAUUUCCCAAGCAAAGCAAAAAUAAAAAGCAGUCAGAGGGAAGUGUCCAUUCGCUGUAUUUGGGAUAGUUAAGAUUGAGCAUUCGUGAUGCCUGCCCAUGUAGCUAACGUGACCUGAAGAGCAUAGUCCAGGGCAGCAAGAGUUUUGUCUGCUGAGAAUUGUAUCUUAGUAGUUCUUUCUGUUAAUUAAUAGCGUUAAGUAGUACAAUGAUGGAGAAGAAAUAAUUGAUAUUUCUACGUCACAGUUGCUGUAUCUUGACAUGUGUAUUUAUGGUUUCCUUAUUUAUUUAAUUUAUAACUUGGGUCUGCAAGUGGAGGAAAGAUUUUACAGGACAAAAUUUCUCUGUAUUGCAGGAACUGUGAAGAUUUCUUGCGUUGUAGUAGAUACUAUUUUAUUGAUUUAAAUAAAAUAUGUCCUGUUCGUACAAACAAACAAACAAACAAGCAAACAAAAACAACAAGUAAUGUGGUAACAUAUGUGUCUCAAUGAUUUUUGGGAAGGGUUUAGUUGGAAAUAAAGGCGAGUUUUGUGGUGCUGAGGAACACACACAACUCGUGGCAAAGAGUGCAAACUUUGUUCCCCCAAAGGAAGAGCCCAAAAGUGUGCAUUUGUAAACAGAUCCGGUAUUGUACUAGUGGAGAAGUCAUCAUUUUUUAUUAGAUACUUGGAGAACAGCCCUGGCACAGCCAAGAGUUAGAUGUUACAUGCAGAACUUCUUUAUGGUAAGGGUGAUGGAGCAUUGGAACAGAUUGCCCAAGGAGGUUGUGGAGU